AUGGGAUUGAGGGAUUUGAAAAAUGCAUUCAAACGUAUGGACAUUCGCCAUGGUCAAGAUGUUUUGUCUAAUAAAGAAGGGUCUUUGCUGAAUCAGCAACAGCAACCUAAACAACACAGCCUGGCUAUCAGCAGUGAAGAUAUAUUCAAUCAUCCAAUUGCAACCGGCGAACCACCACAACUCUUCAAAAGGAAGAACCAUGAGCUAAUACCUCAAGGAUGUACAUUGGACCAACCAAUUCAAACCAACAAUUUUUCCAACAACCUUACAUUGGAGGACCAAACGUUUCCCAUUUGGACACUUCCAUAUUCUUUAUGGUUAACAAAAGACCCCGGACAAGAUUUUGGCUUGGCAUUGAAUCACACUGAUGCAAAUCAACGAGUUUUUGGCCCUGAACCAGAUGCCAAAGUUGCGCAGUUCUACUUUAACCCACCAAGAAUCAAGUCUUUUGUUCUUUCCGGUGAAGGCUUUGACAAUGUAAAAAUGACGUUACAUGAUCACAGGAAGAUGUCUGUGACUGCCAGGCUUGAAACACAACAAGGGUGUGUUGAGAUUCCAUUGAUACAAGGGAUGGGUUUCAUCACUGCCAUCUACGAUAAAAUUAGACCAGUUCUUGCUUCACAAGUGGGUUGCCAAGACUUUAAAAAAGUUGGUCAAAUUGAUGGGCUUCAAAAAUACCAAGCCAAAUUAUUCAAUCAAGUUGUUUGGUCAAUCUAUAGUGAUAUUGAGUUGAAUUUAGCGGACCCAAAUCAUAUAGUUGGACAAGGUUCUGGUACAAUACAAAUAUGCCGUGGAGACUCCCCUCAUUAUGACAACGCGGUGGGUUGCUACCCUACAAGUGCAGAUAUAUCUGGUGCAGUGAAUGGAAAUGUGGGUGAAUACAGGAUCAAGUACGACAUCAAAGGCAGAUCGAGAUCCGGUAACACUAUCGUCUGGGCAUUGCCACAUCACCAAGAAGUAGUAAUCUCGGGUGGUGAGACUGAUUUGCAGCUAGACUCCACCACAAAAGGUGUCAUGAAGGCAUACAAGACUAAUGAGUUGGUUAUGCAGGAGCAAAAUUUACCAGUGGAUGUGUUGUGGGAUCCAUGGACGACUUUUGCAACAAAGGCGCAAUUUUCCGACUCCACGUUACAAUUGAUCCGCCAAGCAGCUACUGAAGAAGUGAAACAAGAUGUUGUUGGAAUGGCCAAUAUCGAUUCCAUGUACACCUCAGGAAAAAUCUUGGACAAGUUUGCCUACAUUGCCCAUGUUUGCCACUUUAUCUUGAAAGAUGAAGGGCUCACAAAUGAAAUACUUCCUAAGGUUAAACAAGCUAUUGAGAUUUUUGCAAAGAAUCAACAAAAAUUUCCCUUGGUUUAUGACACCACUUGGAAAGGGAUUAUUUCAUCAGCUGAACCGGGAGCAGAUUUCGGAAAUUCAAACUACAACGAUCACCAUUUCCACUAUGGGUACCACAUACACGCCAUUGCGUUGAUUGCCCACAUUGACGGAGGAUGGUUGCAUGCAAACAACAACCUCGUGUAUGAUUAUGCUAUUGCUCUUCUUAGAGAUGUCGCUAGUCCCAGAGCGGACGAGUAUUUCCCCCAAUCUAGAUCCUUUUGUUGGUACCAUGGACAUUCCUUUGCACACGGGAUUUUUGCUUCUGGUGACGGUAAAGAUGAAGAGUCAUCAAGUGAAGACUACCAUUUUGCUUAUGGAAUGAAAUUGUUUGCCAAUGUCGUUCAAGAUCAGGCGAUGGAGAGCAGAGCCAACUUGAUGCUUGCCAUAAUGAGAAGGUCAAUGAAUAUGUACAUGCUUUAUUCGGACGACAACAGGAUUGAGCCGGCCAAGUUCAUCCCUAACAAGGUGGCUGGAAUUUCAUUUGAGAAUAAGAUUGACUAUGCCACCUAUUUCGGUAGAGGAACUAUUGCAGAUGAAUGGAUUCAUGGUAUACAUAUGCUACCAACAACACCCAUUUCUGGAUAUAUACGUGGGCCAAAGUUUGUUAAAGAAGAGUGGGAUCAAAAAUUGGCCCCCAUCAUUGAUAAAAUUCCCGAUGGUUGGAAAGGUAUCUUGAUGUUGAAUAAAGCAUUGUAUGAUCCAAAGAGCUCAUAUGAGUGGUUUGCACGAAAGGAUUGGGACCCAGCCCAAAUUGACAACGGAAUGUCCAGAACUUGGUCGUUAGCUUAUACAGGUGGUAUCUCAAGCUAG
Lodderomyces theae is the source of this 2190-nucleotide messenger RNA. It is a transcript of the gene ACF2, whose product is annotated as Acf2p. The record is from RefSeq and is a predicted model, not a curated record. Gene Ontology annotation, cellular component: cell surface. The transcript has a single exon. NCBI's taxonomy places the organism in Eukaryota, Fungi, Ascomycota, Pichiomycetes, Serinales, Debaryomycetaceae. Gene Ontology annotation, molecular function: endo-1,3(4)-beta-glucanase activity; glucan endo-1,3-beta-D-glucosidase activity. Bases 1 to 2190 code for a protein of 729 amino acids.